Molecule: messenger RNA, 1749 nt
Organism: Closterium sp. Naga37s-1
Lineage: Eukaryota; Viridiplantae; Streptophyta; Zygnematophyceae; Desmidiales; Closteriaceae
Source: the annotation of a GenBank genome assembly
AUGGAGGUGCAGUUACCCCGGCGCUCACGGCAGCGGGACAUUCGGGAGAUGGCCGACGUGACAGCGCGCGGACGCUUGGACUACCUGUGGGCGGCUGCUGUGGCGGAAAACGACCUGGCGUUUAGGACGUCUUCGUCUAAGGCGAUGCAAGCGUUUGUGGAUGCAGUCGCCGCAUUCGGGAAGGCCUACACCUUACCUUCGGCACACAAGGUGGCGGGCCCACUUCUUGUCAAGUUGAAGCUCGACACGGAGGAGCUCAUCAAGCCAAUCAAAGAGAGUUGGCCGAGAAGCGGAUGCACCCUCACGAUGGACGGUUGGACGUGCCUCAAAAGCCGGGGCAUGAUUUGCGUCAUCGCCCAAAACGACACCGCGCCGGUGAUUGUGGACUGCGUCGACUCCAAAACCGCGAAGAAAACUGGAGAGUACCUCGCGAAGCUCAUCCAACAUGCGAUUUGCGAGGUGGGGGACAGCCACGUUGUCCAAGUCGUCAUGGACAACGCGGCUAACAACAAGCGCGCGGCAAACUUGCUCAAGGAAGAGUACCCGCAAGUCUUCUUCAUCAAUUGUGCGGCCCACGUCUUGGACCUCAUGCUUCACGAUAUGGGGAAGGUCAAGGCGGUGAAGAGGGUCCUCAACCAGGUGCAUCGGGUUGUGAUGAUGGUCAAGGGGAGUGCCUCGGCCGUCACACUUUUCCGUGAGUUGUUUAGCAAGCUAGCGCUUGUCCGCCCUGGUGCUACUCGUUUUGGAACGCAAGUGAUCAUGAUCAAGCGUUUCCUUGAGGUUAAAAAGGCAUUGAGGGAGAUGGUGAUUAGUGAGGAGUGGAAAAGUGUAGCGGUGGCGAACACGGAGGAGGGGCAGGCUAUACGUGGUCUCCUCUUGGAGGAGACGUUUUGGGACUCCGUCACGGCCAUUCUCGGCCUCAUGAAGCCCAUCUACGAGGUGCUACGCAUCGUUGACCGGCGGUCCCUUGUGAUGGGGAGCGUCUACGGCCUCAUGCUUGAGGCUACGGUCAAGACCAACGAAGCGGCAACGAAGGCGGCUGCCCAACUCUCCAAGAAAACCGGUUUGCUUCCGAGAAACGAGAAGGCCGCGUUUCUUGCUGCGUUUAAGGCUAUCAUAGCCAACCGAUGGGACGAACAGCUGCACAACCCCCUCCACGCCUUGGGGUGGCUUCUAAACCCGAAGAAUCAGUACGUAGGCGAGAUUCGGGAGGAUGCGGAACUGAGGGCGGGGGCUGAAGAGGUGUUUAAGGCAAGGGGGGGCAGUGUUGAGAUGCGGACGAUGCUAGCGGUGCAACUAGCCGCUUUUCACAAGGGAGAGGGGAAGUUGGGGUCUGUGGAUGCGCGGUGGGCUGCCACCAUCUUGGUGGAGAGCGGGAGGCUCUCCGCGGCUGAGUGGUGGGCGCUGUAUGGGGGUGAGGUUCGUGCUUUGCAAAAGAUUGCGGUGAUGUUGCUCUCCCAGCCCGUGACUUCAUCCGAGGUCGAGCGGUACUGGUCCGCUCUCGCAAGGGUCCAAAGGCGGGACCGCAACCGGCUGAAUGCCACGUCCAUGACGGACGUGGCAUUCGUGGCAUUUGGCCGGCGAGCUCGGGAGUCCUAUGACAAAAAAACAGAGGCCCGUGCUAAGCUCUACAGCGAGUUGAGCAAUGGAUCGCUGCAGGAGGGCAGCACAAGCGUGCUUCUUUCUCUUCCGGUGGAGGCGGAGGUGGAUGAGGAGGAGGAGGCGGGGGGGGGAGCCGUGUACCAUUGA